This is a messenger RNA of Paramuricea clavata, 2759 nucleotides long. NCBI's taxonomy places the organism in Eukaryota, Metazoa, Cnidaria, Anthozoa, Malacalcyonacea, Plexauridae. The record is from the annotation of a GenBank genome assembly.
AAUAACUUAUCAUUGUGUCGCAAUUUAUCAGUUCUCUAUCUGUAUGACAACUGCAUCGGUAGAAUAGAAAACCUCGGUUUUGCCGUCAACCUCACACACUUGUAUCUGCAGAAAAAUAAAAUCACAAAGAUAGAGGGACUAGAUAAUCUGAAAAGACUUUCAAAAUUGUAUGUAGUAUACUAAUGGCCCAACCGAUCUUUAUAAUUACCCAUUGACUACCUCCCCCCCCCCCACAGUCAGUGUUUUGUCAUGGCAGAUUCUGCUUAAAAAUCAGGAAAUUUUCUAGGCCUGCAUGCCACCAUGGGAUUAAAUAAAUGUAUUUUGUCAUCAUAUUAAAUUGUACUGGCAUUAGAGUCUGAGUGAGGAGUAAGUUUGUUAAGUAUUGAUGGUCUAAAUGUUAUAUUUUCAGGUAUUUAGGUCAGAAUUCCAUCAUAGUGCUGGAAGGCUUGGAGAGACUGGAAAAUCUCAGUGAAUUGCACAUUGAAAAUCAAAAUUUACCCUUUGGAGAGAAAUUAUUGUUUGAUCCACGAACGUUGAAAGCUGUUGCGGUAAUUUAUUCCAUAAUGACUUAUCGAUCUUCUGUUUUCCACAUCUUCUGAUCUCUUCAUUCCAUAAUGUCCAUAUAUGCCAUCUUAAUAAGUGUCCAUACCAUCUCAACCUUGCUUCCCUCAUCUUCUCUGCAAUGUCUACCACCCCACAUCUUCUUCUGAUCUCUUCAUUCCAUAAUGUCCAUACCAUCUUAAUAAGUGUCCAUACCAUCUCAACCUUGCUUCCCUCACCUUCUCUGCAAUGUCUACCACCCCACAUCUUCUGAUCUCUUCAUUCCAUAAUGUCUCUGACCAGCUCUCCUUUAUCUCUUCUUAUUACGUGUCCAUACCAUCUCAUUACGUCUCAAAUUGCUCAUUUGACUGGUAAUAUCCAGUCAACUCUCAUGCAACUCUUGUUCUCGUUUGAGAGUUGAGAAAACUCUCACGCAAACUCUCGUUUCUCAACUCUCACCCUCGUUUUGAGCAGAGCUUAAACGUAUAUUAUGCAAAUUUCUUAUACAGCCAUGUCUGAACGUUCUCAAUAUUUCUGGAAACAAUAUUGAAAGCCUGGAAGACUUACAUUGUCUAUCAAGUAUGAUUCAACUAAACGCUCAGAACAACAACAUCAGUGACACCAAGGUAAGACAGUCAUGCUAAUCGAUGUAUCUAGGACUAAAGGGCACUCACAGAAUGCAUAUCAUAAUCAUACCAUACAAGUUGUAAGAUUUUUCCUUGUGCAGAUUGCGUUAUUCUAGCUAGCUCAUCCUUUUAGCUUGUCUUUUACUAAGACAGCCAUUUAGACAGGUGAUCCGGAUGCAUCUUCAUGGCUGUGCCAUCUCAAUCAGAUCAUGUUUUAUUUUUUCACUGUAGGGUUUAGUGAAAGCAUUGAGUAUCUGGCCAGCAAUCAUUAAACUCGACCUGACAGGAAAUCCAGUUUGUGAAAAGAAGAAAUAUAGAGAUCGUGUUUUUGUCAUGUCCAAGACUUUAGGUAUGCUGUGUUAAGAAAUUCUUCAAAAAGAUGCGAUUGAAACUAGAAAAUCGAGGGGAAAGUUUAAGCUAAUUUUGUGUAAUUUGUGUUAAAGAACUCAUUAGUAAUUCAUGAGGAAAAGACGAAGAAAAUCAAUGCCAUGUCGGUGGUUUUUUAUGUGAUAAAAAAUCAUGUUCAUUGACUUUAAGCUGGUUUUCCACUAGGCGGAAUUUUGCGCGCGGAGCGGAAUUUUUCUUUGUCUUGUGAUUUCUCGGGUGGAACUAAUUAGAAAAGACAAAGAAAUAUUCCGCUCCGCGCGCAAAAUUCCGCCUAGUGGAAAACCGGCUUGAUAGAUAACGUUGUCUUUAAAAAUUACUUCGCCAAUGAACUCAUAAGAUGGGUCGUUUUUAAGCCAUUUAAACGGACUCACAGUCCAUGCUUAUCAGAUAUAAAAUACUCUGCUAUCGCCUCGUGUUUUAUAUCUGUACUCGUAUCGGACAGUUGCUAUCCGAAAGUUAUCCGAUAUAGUUUCAACGUAGCCUAAGUUAAAAGCAAAAUAGGGUUAUUGCCAGGUCAGACGAGGAAACUUUUAACGAGAGUGUCAAGAUAACGUAUGAAAAUAUUCAAGCCAACACCUUUAUAUCUGUAGUGAUGCUUGAUGGCAAGGAAAUCAGUGCUACAGCGAAGAAAUUUCUUCUAAAUUGGAAAGCGAAUCGCGAGGCGAGAAAACGUCAACUGUUGGAAAAAGAGCGACGUAAAGAAGAUCUUGACAAAGUUUCAAAAUCUGAACCCGACAUGAGUACGAUAUAUUUCCAGGCUGUUCCUCCUGUACUACCACAACUUGCUACAGGCUUCUCGGGGUCAUAUCCACGCAGAAUAUCGUCUGGUACCACGUUCACCAGUAAUAUAUCUGGAUCCAGAAUACCACAGAAUACCAGGUGAGGAAUGCAAUUGUUUUCAAUGUCGCGUUUUAGCGUACCUAUCAAAAUUACUUUGUUUUAGAUUUCUUCUCUAGUUUAUACAUUUGUAAAGAUUUCACUUCCACCGCGUCUCGUAGGCCUAAUUACUAAUACUAAUUUGAUUGGUUAAUCGAGUAGACUAAAUGCAUUUAAAAAUAAACUGCAAUUACUGUAAAACUAAAAUGCAUCUUUGUUUUCAGACUGCCAAGCAUAUUUUCCUCUCAACAACAAUUGCCGACGCGAGGUCAGUCUUGGACAUCAGAGGGAGCCAGGCCUCCAUUGCCUUUACAAACUGUUCAGUUUUGA